AUGCUUUGCACUCCCACAGGCCCUGAGGGCGGCUUUAACUUUGGACAGAAGCAGAUCGAACCGGAUGAAUUCUACCCGAGACCGUCCACCAGGUACCAGUGAGGAUGUUGUUGUUGUCAGCCUUGUUGUUUUUUCUUACACUUGUGACACCAAAUUAAGCAUUUUUUUGGGUAUUCCUUGCAAAAUUAAUGACAGUGAUAUAUUUUUUGAGUCACUGGCGUUUCCUAUGCCGCUUGCUCUCUUACUUGUGAUUUGAUUUUAUAUCAGUUUCCAUCAUUGAAUUAUACUUUGUGACAUCAUUUUUUGGGGGAAUUUAUUUUUUCUUGACCAAUUAGACCAUUUUUUGUGAUGUAACCUUUAUUUUUAUUAUCAAAAGUUGCCUAAUUCCUUGGUGGCUAUCAUCAAUGAUGUUAUUUUUAUUUCCCCAUCAAGUUCGGCUCUGAUUUCCCUCUCCAAAUCCCUUGUUAUUUACAAAAAUUGAUUAAGAUUUUUGGGUUGAGCUCCGUCUUUUGUGUUAUUUUGGGUGUGAGGGUCACUCUCGAAUCAGCUCAGGCAGCCCCCCUCUCUGACCCCUCUCGAGUCUUCAUUUUUCUGUUCAAAUUCGUGAUUUAGUGAGAAGAAAAGAGUGCAUCCCCCUGCGCACCUUUUUUAUAACCCGGCUAACUCUGAUGGAGUGACCGACGAAUUAGUCAAAAUAAGAAGAGUUUAUUGGUUUACAUACCUGAUGUUCUCGUGUUUGACUUUGCUCUUUGGGGGGUUAUUUUGGGCCCGAGAUUUGAACAUUACUUGCGUUGGGAAAGGAGAUGUUCUGGGAUGAAAAUUUGACUAAAGUCAUUCCAGAUCCGUUUUCAUCCCUUUUUUAGAGUCUUUAAUUUACUUAAAAAAAAAUUUUUAAAUAAAAUUUUUAAAAUAAUUUAAGAUCAAUUAUACGCACUUUCCCAUAAUUUUUUGACCUGGCAACCGAGCUUAUUCCAUUUCUGUAAACUUUUUAAAUCAUCUUUUUUCCGCGCUCCUUACGUGGAUGAAAUCUGAUUUUCUCCAGCCCUCUGACUACCAGAGUCAUAUGUUCAGCAGUUAACUGAGCUGUCUGUCGAUCAAUUAUACCCCAGAAUGAUUCUUCGCUUCCAUUAAUCUUCUUCUCUUUGAUGUUGUUCGUGAUUGUCGUAUCUUCCUUUAUCUUUGAUUACGUUGAUUUUCCUCCAGUGUUAUGAGCACAUUGGGUCCGAUGGUAGUGAUGGAAGGAACCCAAUCCAACGGCCAGAUGCCACCCAACUCAAACAUGGUUCAGAUGGCCCCCCAAGGCCCGUAUUUUCACCAGAUUCCGAAUCAGAUUCCCCCUCAAUUCAUGACUUAUCGAGGUCCUCCUCCCGGUCAGCAUAUCUCGGUUCCCAGCUCAGCAGCUCCACCUCCAGCACCCUCAACGACCUCGUUAAAUCGGAGUCAGCGGUGUGGAGUCUGCAGGGGAUGCCAAUGCAAGCCUUGCGGACAGUGCACUUAUUGCCAGGAUAGCCCUCAAUUCGGAGGUCCUGGUGUGAAAAAACAGUCUUGUGUAGAGCGUCGAUGCCUGAGGGUAUUAGAGAAUCGACUUCAAAGGGAUGCCCCAACUUUCAAGGCUCGGGUUGGAUGUAAUCAAUGUGAAGAUUGCAAAUUGCCGGAUUGUCAGACAUGCCUGGUUUGUUUGGACAAGAGAUUUUUUGAUAAUCGAUACAUGACUGGUGCUUUAUGUGCGAAGAAACGAUGCAAUAAUGCGACGAGUUUGGAGUUGCCGAUUCAAAAUAACAAUGAUAGAAAUGUAAGUAAUUGUAAACAGUAAUUACAUUUUAAAAGUUAAAAAGUAAUUCCAUAUUGUAAUCAUUUUUUCAGUCAAUGAAACGCUCCUACGACCACAGUAAUAACUUUGAAUAUGGUGGGAAAAGAAUGAUGAAUUCGAACGGAAUGCCCGGCCCCCAGGUUAUGAUGCAACGACAGAUCAUGCCCAUGAUUCCACAGGAUCCUUAUGCGAUCGUCCGACUUCAGAAUAUCCAGCAGAUGCCCCAACAACAGAUGCAGAUCAACAUGCAGCAAUUUAAUUCGAAUAGGUAAGAUCAUAUUUUUGAUACACUUAUGAUUUUUGCAUGUUUAUUUUAUAAUAAUUUUGUUUUCAGUCUUCUGAUGCCAAUGAACCUUCCACCGAACUCAAUAUCAGAGAAUUCGUUGAUGAAUCACAACUCCCUUCUUCCUCUCAAAGAUCCGUCGAUAAACAAGCAGGACUCCCUUGAUAUGAAUCCCCCCACUCCCAACUCUCUGUCCACUCCGACUUCGUCAAUGAAUCUUUCGAAUCCUCUGAAUACUCAGUGUAAUAUCCAAUCCAAUCUCCAACAAUCAGUCCCUUCCACUCAAAAUCUUCUAAUGAAUAACACCAUCAUGACCUCCUCGAGUCCGGCAAUGUAUUCGUUCAGUCCCAUCAACAAUAUCAACAGUCCUUACAUGCCCUAUUCGAAUACGCCGCCAAAUUUUAUGCCAAAUGAUAAGAUGUUUUAUGGGGAAUAUCAUGAUAUGAAACAGGGGCAGAACGGGGUCGACCCCUUCACCCCACCCAGUUAUGCCCCCGAAACAAAGAGUGCGGUCAUCCUACAACAACUGUAG
Messenger RNA from Bursaphelenchus xylophilus (pine wood nematode), 2625 nucleotides. Lineage: Eukaryota; Metazoa; Nematoda; Chromadorea; Rhabditida; Aphelenchoididae. The record is from the annotation of a GenBank genome assembly.